AUGGCACCCCCGACCUUAAUGGCUGCCACUGCCGUAGUGGCGGUGCUGGGUCUCCUCGCUGCCGGCCACGCUCGUGCCGAGGUUGUCCUGGAGGAAGACGGGAAUGGCACCUUCCACAUCUUCACUACAGACAGCGAGCAGCGCAUAUUGAUCAACGGCGUGGACAUUGUCGCACAGCAGAGCACCAUCGAGGCGCAGCAGGCGCUGCUGGAGCAGCAGCAAGACCAGAUCAGCAUGCUGGAGCACAUAACCUGCCGCUUCGCUACGCUGGACACUACCUCCUUUGGCUCCCUCACCUCAAUCGAAGGCAAGUGGGUUGGCGGCGUGCUGGCAGACAACGGCUUGAUCUACAGCAUCCCAGGCUUUGCGCAGGAAGUGCUGGUCAUCAACCCACACGCAGGCUCCACCAUCUCCACCAUCUCCAUCCCCAACGUCGCCAGCAUCCUAAACAAGUGGAACUGGGGCGUCUUCUCGCCCAAGAACGGCGUCAUCUACGGCAUACCACGCAACGCCCAGACCAUUUUGGUCAUCAACACAAACACAAACACGGCAGAGGCAACCUCCUUCGCGGACCCCAGCCCGCCACAGGGCGACAAGUACAUUGGCGGGGUCCUGGCGCAGAACGGGCUCAUCUACGCCAUCCCCGCCUCCGCCACCAGCGUGCUCAUCAUUGACCCCGAAACCAACACCGCCGACGCCACCACCAUCAAGGGGCUGGAGCAGGGCGAUUUGAAGUGGCACAGCGGCGCCCUCACAGACAACGGCCUCAUCUACUGCAUCCCGCGCAACGCAGAUCACGUGCUCGUCAUUGACACCAACACGCACACCGUCUCCUUCUUUGGGUCUGACCUGGGCGAAAAAUCGUGGCAGGGCGGGGUGUUGGCACCAAACGGCCUCAUCUUCGCCGCCCCGUACACGGCGUCCAAUGUGCUCAUCAUCGACACUAACACCAACACCACCGACACCACCUCCAUCACGGGCCUGUCAGGCACAAUACCACGAUGGACCAGCGCCGUGCUCGCGCCCAACGGGCUCGUGUACAUGAUCCCCGUCAGCACCGCGGCCAUCCUGAUUGUCGAUCCAAUCACCCGCACGGCCGGCACCACCCCCAUCACGGACAUCGAUGUCCCGGCACUGGCGUGGUUUGGCGGCGUGUUGGCAAAGACCGGCGGCAUCUACGGCAUCCCAUACAGCGGGCAGGAGGUGCUGGGCCUCGACCCGGGCUGCUGA
Molecule: messenger RNA, 1230 nt
Organism: Salpingoeca rosetta
Lineage: Eukaryota; Choanoflagellata; Craspedida; Salpingoecidae
Exons: 1
Coding region: 1-1230 (409 amino acids)
Molecular function (GO): protein binding
Source: RefSeq, a predicted model, not a curated record